This is a messenger RNA of Vigna radiata var. radiata (mung bean), 2789 nucleotides long. Its product is annotated as G-type lectin S-receptor-like serine/threonine-protein kinase At1g11300. The record is from RefSeq and is a predicted model, not a curated record. Gene Ontology annotation, biological process: protein phosphorylation; recognition of pollen. Gene Ontology annotation, molecular function: ATP binding; protein serine/threonine kinase activity. The transcript has 7 exons. NCBI's taxonomy places the organism in Eukaryota, Viridiplantae, Streptophyta, Magnoliopsida, Fabales, Fabaceae. The coding region runs from base 1 to 2499 and encodes 832 amino acids.
AUGGAUUACACCAACUGCACAAACUUGUUCUUCGUUUUGAUCAUAUCAUGUUUUCUUUUUUCAGAUGUUGUUGUUACUGCCACAGACACCAUCACAUCAUCUCAGUUCAUCAAGGAUAAUGAGACUAUAACCUCCACUGGUGGCAACUACGCCUUUGGGUUCUUCACCCCUCAAAAUUCCACAAAACGUUAUGUGGGGAUUUGGUGGCAACCCAAAUUCACUGUCAUAUGGGUGGCUAACAGAAACCAACCACUGAAUGAUUCUUCUGGAGUUGUUACCAUAUCUAAAGAUGGCGAUCUUGAGGUGUGGAAUGGUCAGAAUCAUGUAAUUUGGUCAACAAAUGUGUACAGUGUCGGAUCCAACACUACUUCUAAACUCUUGGAUUCUGGGAACCUUGUGCUUCAGGAAAGCUCAUCAGGAAGAACUAUAUGGGAGAGUUUCCACCAUCCUACAAAUGUUUUGUUACCCAAUAUGAAGAUUUCAACUAACAAAGUAACAGGAGAGAAAGUAAAACUAACAUCAUGGAAAAGCCCUUCUGAUCCAUCCACUGGUAGCUUUUCUUUAAGUGUUGAACGCCUUAGUAUACCUGAAGUGUUCGUCUGGAAUGAAACUCGUCAAUUAUGGCGAACUGGUCCAUUGAAUAGUAAGAUCUUUACAGGGCUGCCCUAUAUGAAAACGUAUUAUCUGGAAGGCGGACAUGUUGGAGAUGACGGGGAAGGAAAUGUUGAAUUCCAUUACAAGGGAGUACAAGAGAUUGGCUUCCUAAUCCAUAUUCUGAAUUCAACGGGCAAUUAUGAAGAGAGAUUGUGGAAUGGAGAGAGGAAAGAAUGGGUUGUCACAUGGAAUAGCCAUCAAUUUGAGUGUGAUGUUUAUGGUGUAUGUGGACCUUUUGCAGUUUGUAAUUCUGAAAGCUCACCAACAUGUAGCUGUUUGAAAGGGUUUGAACCCCGAAACAAAGAAGAAUGGAAUAGACAAAACUGGACUAGUGGAUGUUUCAGGAGAACACCUCUGCACUGUGAAAGAGCCAGCAUCCAAAACAAAAGUGCAGAACAUACAGAAGAUGUAUUUUUUGAAAUUAAGAUGGUCAAAGUUCCAGAUUUUGCUGAUGGCUCAUCGCUCAGACUUCAACCAGACACUUGCAGAAGCCGUUGUUUGGAAAAUUGUUCAUGCAUUGCAUACUCAUAUGAUGCUGAUAUUGGUUGCAUGUCUUGGACUGAGAAUCUAAUUGACAUAACACAAUUCUCAAACGGAGGACUUGAUCUACAUGUUCGAGUAGCCUACACAGAACUUGAGAAAGAGAGAAACAGGACAAUCAUAAUUGUUGUUACAGUGACAGCAGGAACUACCUUAAUUCUCAUUGGUGCAUAUAUCAUGUGGAAAAGGAUUUCUACUGGCCACGAGAUCAUCAAAAGAUUCCUUCCGUUUAAUGGAGAUGAAGCACCUGCAGAAUAUAUAAAUGACAAUGCAUUUGGUGAUCUGCCACAGGUCGAACUCCAGGAAACAUUUAGUUUUGAAAACCUAGUAACUGCCACAAACAAAUUUCACCCAUCGAACAAACUAGGAGAGGGUGGUUUUGGUCCGGUAUACAAGGGGCAAUUGCAAGAUGGCAGAGAAAUUGCAGUUAAAAGACUUUCUAGAGCAUCUGGACAAGGUCAAGAAGAAUUCAUGAAUGAAGUGGUGGUCAUUUCCAAGCUUCAACACCGUAAUCUUGUAAGACUUUUUGGCUGCUGUAUUGAAGGUGACGAAAAGAUGUUGAUCUAUGAAUACUUGCCAAAUAAAAGCUUGGACAGAUAUAUCUUUGAUCCAUCAAAAGAUAAGGUUCUUUGUUGGAGAAAACGCUUUAGCAUAAUAGAAGGAGUUGCUCGAGGAAUGCUUUAUCUUCAUAGAGAUUCCAGGCUAAAAAUCAUCCACAGGGACUUAAAGGCAAGUAAUAUCUUACUAGACGUGGAACUAAAUCCAAAAAUAUCUGACUUCGGUAUGGCUAGAAUCUUUGGUGGGAAUGAGGAUGAGGCAAAUACUAAAAGAAUUGUUGGAACAUAUGGCUAUAUGUCUCCUGAGUAUGCAAUGCAAGGAUCGUUCUCUGAAAAAUCAGACGUCUUUAGUUUUGGGGUUUUGCUACUUGAGAUUGUUAGUGGAAGACGAAAUUCAAGCUUUUAUGAUGAAGAAAACUGUCUUACCCUUUUAGGAUUUGCCUGGAUACAGUGGACAGAAGACAACAUUCCCUCUCUAAUAGAUCCAGGAAUAUAUGAUCCUAGCCUUCAUAAAUAUUUUUAUACGUGCAUACACAUAGGACUUCUAUGUGUCCAAGAAUUUCCAGCAGAUAGGCCUACUAUGGCUACUGUAAUUUCUAUGCUAGACAGUGAGAUUUCGGAUCGUCCUCCUCCAAUGAAACCUGCAUUCAUCCUGAGGGAAAAUAUGUUAAGCUCACUUCCCUAUGUAAGAGGAAAUGACUUGAACUCCCUCAACACUGUCAGUAUUUCGGACAUACAAGGCAGAUAGAAAACCAAGAGCUCUCAGAAAGGUGUAUGGAAGCAAAAUGGAGAUUAUGUUAGUACUAAAAACAGAGUUGAAAAUAGUAAUACUGUAGGCAUAUCUGUUUUUUGUAGAAAGGUAUGCAUUGCUAGGGCUAUUUAGAGAGAAGUUUUCAGUAUAGAAGUUUGGCUAUUUAGAAAUAGUGUAGGAAAAAAAAUUAUGUAUUACCACAAAUGUACAAAUGUUUAUCAUUUUCUUUAAACUCAUGUACCAUACCUUUGUUUACAUAUGUAUUCAUUGAUCACCAACAAAUGAAA